AUGUCCACAAUACCACAACCGUCGAAGACAACCGGAACCCCUACAGCUGGAUCACCAUCUUCAAUUUCCACAUCGAAGUCACGGAGGAGUUUCCCUGCUCCCUCCGAUGCACCAAGGGCGCAGUUUCAAACAUCUACAAAAGCGCGCACGCCCUCUAGCCCCAAACUUCCAUUGGGGAACAAGUCUCCUCUGAGCCACUCCGUUUCAAGCGCUAGCGCGUCUAGGUCAGUUUCUGGAAUGCGCGCUCCGAGCAGUCCUGAAAAGUCACUGCGUCGAACUAUUAGCAUUGCAGCUUUCCCUCAGCCACCGAGAGCUGCGAGCCGUCCAUCUACCUCGUCUUCUAUGUCAGGGAAUCAAAGUGUGCAUUCGUCGGGGAGUGUAAAGGUGAAAAGAGGCUCCAGAUUAAGCGUCGGAACGACCAGCAGCUACCGAAGCUCGAAAACCCCUUCCCUGCUGAACGGGGGCGCAGAUGGGAAAGCCAUAUCAAGUACAGAAGUUCGGGACCCGGAGGCCUCUCCCUCGCAAAGCAGAAGCUCCUCCGCCCAAGGAUCGUAUUCUACAAGUGCAACUACCUUCGAGGACGCAGAUGAUAUGUCCAGGUCGGAUUCAAAGCCAAAGGAGGCCAAAGGCAACGUCAUCGUCAGCGUUCGGGUACGUCCAGACAUUAACGGAAACGAUCCUUCAAAAUCCAGCAGCGAUUGGACACUGGACCCACGACGAAGUCUUAUCUCACAUCAGGGGAAAGAAGGGGGCGACUAUUAUUAUGAUAACGUCUUCACCAGCCAUGAACACAAUGCCAAGGUCUACGACUCCGCCGCAAAACGCCUUGUUCGAAGGGUAAUGGAAGGUUAUCAUGGUACUGUAUUCGCCUACGGCAUGACGGGGACAGGAAAGACCUUCUCAAUGCAAGGCAUUGCCACCUCGCCAGGUGUGAUACCACUAGCCAUAACAGACAUAUUUUCCUUCAUUAGGGAAACACCACAUCGAGAGUUUCUGCUUCGUGUCAGCUAUCUGGAAAUAUACAACGAGAAGAUCCACGACCUUCUGUCCGCGUCCGGUCCCAAUGGGGCUGCUGGCCCUCAGCAAGAGGAGAUCAAGUUGCGUGAAGAUAGCAAGCGAGGUGUAUAUGCAACUCCUCUGAAAGAAGAAAUUGUGCAGAGCCCCACACAACUUCUUCGCGUGAUUGCAAGAGGUGAUCAUGCAAGACGUACAGGCAGUACUCAGUUUAACGCCCGCAGCUCACGAAGUCAUGCAGUCGUUCAAAUAGUUGUGGAAAGCAGAGAGCGGGUCCCCGCUAAUACCUCUCAGGACCGGCGAUCUGGCAUGGCCCCAGGCGGCGUGCGGGUAUCAACACUAAGUUUAAUCGACUUGGCUGGAUCGGAGCGCGCCGCUGAGGAUAAGGAGCGGCGCACGGAGGGUGCCCAUAUCAAUAAAAGCCUGCUCACACUAGGCACUAUCAUUUCGCGCCUUUCGGACGACAAGGAUAAGCCCGCCAGCACUGCUGACCGAGAGGGUAGGCACUUGCCGUACCGAGACAGCAAACUCACGAGGCUACUUCAACCUGCAUUAUCUGGCAAUUCCCUUGUGAGCAUUCUAUGUACCAUUCAACUUGGUGGAGCAGCCAACCUGCAAGUGGCUGAAACUCUUAACACUCUGAAAUUUGCGGCACGAGCAAAGAACAGCAUUGUUAGUCACGCCAGAAGAGCCGAGGAGGCAUUUGGCAGUGGUGGCGGUGAUGCAGGUAGUCGAGUUCUCCUGGAGCGUUAUCGUGUUGAGAUCCAAGCCCUUCGUGGCCAGCUUGAGAGCCAAACAAAAGCUCAGGCCGAGAAAGAGUUGAAACUGGAGGAGCAGCAAUUAGAAAAGGAAGCGCAAACACGCCACGAAGAACAAAUGCUCGAAAUGCAAUUGGCUCGGACGGCCCUCAAGGAACGAAUAGAGCAUCUCAAUCGACUGAUUCUCUGUUCCAAAUCAACGGGCGUGAACAUCUCCGGCUCUCUCUCUGCCCUCGGCCGGCUCUCUAGAAUGUCCAUUACCGAAUCUGGCUCCCGAUCCCUGCGUUCCUCAGCUAGCCAGUCCACCUUGGCAGCGUUCGGGCAGUCUUCUGCUCGUCCCAGUUCGUUUCUGUCACUAAAUAGUAAUGAAGGCUCUCCAAACCUUCCUUUAUCCGGCGGUGUUGGCAAUGACGACGAGGAGGAUAGCAUGGGUGAGUUUGCAGACGGCAAGGCGAGUUCUCAACGGCAAAUUGCGGCCCUCCAGGCCGAUCUGGGCGACAAAAACCGAUACAUUUCUACUUUAGAAAGACGACUACUACAAGCUCGACGCUCAAGUCAUUCUCGGAUGUCGAUUGGUAUGAAACCUGGAACCUCUUCGUUGGAGGGCCCAGAUGUGAUGGCAUUGCUUCGUGAAAAAGAUAUGGAAAUCAACGAGCUUCGGCAACAGUUGGAUGAUAAAGACAGAAUGCUAGCUGCGCUCCGGUCCGCUGCACGUCAUCGGGAUCUCGCCCAGCUUACCACCGAUGCGUACCCGCUAGAAGAAAAGGACAAGAUUGAUCACAUUGACUUCCCCAAUGGCGCCAGCCUCGGCCUGAUACCGCCGCCGAGGGGAGAUGAGACUGAUCAGCGGCGGAAGAGCAUGGAUGAAGUUUCCCGAAUCCUCGACGAAAUGAUCCAGGAUCGAAUUGAAAAUGGCCACCUCGUCAAGGGCUCUCAUGGAAGUGUCCAGGUUGCUACCGGCAGUCGUCGUGCAUCUGGCUCUGUAGCCGGUGUACCGGGCCUGAACUCGGGCCCUGUCAUUUCAGGAAAUGGCCCGAGGGAUUCAGGUGAAGGCUAG
Molecule: messenger RNA, 2829 nt
Organism: Aspergillus steynii IBT 23096
Lineage: Eukaryota; Fungi; Ascomycota; Eurotiomycetes; Eurotiales; Aspergillaceae
Product: putative kinesin family protein (KipA)
Exons: 2
Coding region: 1-2829 (942 amino acids)
Biological process (GO): microtubule-based movement
Molecular function (GO): microtubule motor activity; microtubule binding; ATP binding
Source: RefSeq, a predicted model, not a curated record